Molecule: messenger RNA, 1491 nt
Organism: Mya arenaria
Lineage: Eukaryota; Metazoa; Mollusca; Bivalvia; Myida; Myidae
Product: involucrin-like
Exons: 1
Coding region: 1-1491 (496 amino acids)
Source: RefSeq, a predicted model, not a curated record
AUGUGGUCGGAUGCAGACGACGAGAUAUUAAUUGAAGCUAGCCAGAAAUGGGAUCAUAUCGCACAAGAACAGCCAAGCCCUGCAGGCGUUCCAUCAGAACAGCAAAGCACUGCAUACGUGUUACCAGAACAGCAACGCAUAUCAGACGUGCUACCAGGAAAGCAAAGCACUGCAGACGUGCUACCAGAAGAGCAAAUCACUACAGGCCUGUCACCAGAACAGCAAAGCAGUGCAUGCGUGCUACCAGAACAGCAAAGUACAGUAGGCGUGUUACCAGAACAGCACAGCACAGCAGGCGUGCUACCAAAUCAGCAAAGCAUAUCAGACGUGUCACCAGAACAGCAAAUACCAAAACAGCAAAGCAUAUCAGGUGUGCUACCAAAACAACAAAGCACUGUAGGUGUGCUACCAGACCAGCAAAUCAAUGCAGGCGUGCUACUAGAAGAGCAAAUCAUCAUAUCAGGCGUGUCACCAGAACAGCAAAGCAUAUCAGGCGUGUCACCAAAACAGCAAAGCACUGCAGGCGUGCUACCAGAACAGCAAAACACUGCAGGCGUGCUACCAGAACAGCAAAGCAUAUCAGGCUUGUCACCAGAACAGCAAAGCAUAUCAGGCGUGUCACCAGAACAGCAAAGCACUGCAGGUGUGCUACAAGAACAGCAAAGCACUGCGGGCGUGCUACAAGAACAGCAAAGCACUGCAGGCGUGCUACAAGAACAGCAAAGCACUGCAGGCUUACUACCAGAACAGCAAAACACUGCAGGCUUGCUACAAGAACAGCAAAGCACUGAAGGCGUGCUACAAGAACAGCAAACCACUGCAGGCUUGCUACCAAAACAGCAAAACACUGCAGGCUUGCUACCAGAACAGCAAAGCAUAUCAGGCUUGUCACCAGAACAGCAAAGCAUAUCAGGCGUGUCACCAGAACAGCAAAGCACUGCAGGUGUGCUACAAGAACAGCAAAGCACUGCGGGCGUGCUACAAGAACAGCAAAGCACUGCAGGCGUGCUACAAGAACAGCAAAGCACUGCAGGCUUACUACCAGAACAGCAAAACACUGCAGGCUUGCUACAAGAACAGCAAAGCACUGAAGGCGUGCUACAAGAACAGCAAACCACUGCAGGCUUGCUACCAAAACAGCAAAACACUGCAGGCUUGCUACCAGAACAGCAAAACACUGCAGGCGUGCUAUUAGAACAACAAAGCAUAUCAGAUGUGUCACUAGAACAGCAAAGCGUUGCAGGCGUGUCACCAGAACAGCAAAGCACUGCAGGCGUGCUACCAGAACAGCAAAGCGUUGUUGGCGUGUCACCAGAACAGCAAAGCACUGCAUGCGUGCUACCAGAACAGCAAAGCACUGCAGGUGUGCUAAUAGAACAGCAAAACACUGCAGGUGUGCUACCAGAACAGCAAAGCAUGUCGAAAAAAACGAAAAAACAGAAAGAGGAGACCGACACGAACAAAACUGAUAUAUAUUUCUACAGAUUCUGA